Messenger RNA from Mya arenaria, 1250 nucleotides. RefSeq lists its product as uncharacterized. Lineage: Eukaryota; Metazoa; Mollusca; Bivalvia; Myida; Myidae. Bases 183 to 620 code for a protein of 145 amino acids. The record is from RefSeq and is a predicted model, not a curated record. The transcript has 5 exons.
AAACAUAAUUGGUAUAUACAGAUGAUUGUCCUACAGUCAGAAAACAAAAAUGUGCCGUAUAAGAACUCACGUUCAAGCAUGUCUGAUUAGGAAUCAACAUUAAAUCAGAUUGAGUUAAUAUGACUUGUUAUACUUGGAAUUACUACAUCCAGUAAGUUGUUGGCGUGAGAAUUUAUAACAACAUGACUUCCGUGUGCGCAUGCGCAGUGAUAGUUAUAUUACUGGCUUACUGUGAAGUUGCACAUGCGCGAUACAGUUCACGCUCGAGAUCACUGCCAGCAUGCUACAGCAACUUUAAUGACAACACAUGGACGGCAUCAGGUAUAUCAGCAUGCCAGAACCCACUAUACAAAAGCUGCGGGAGUUCCGCUCCAUAUCUGUGCUGUAGUCCUGACCAUUACUGCUGCCGCGAGGACACGCUGUAUCCGGUCUGUUGUAGAAAAGAGUGGAAUGAUUUUGAAAUUGCGAGCAUCGUAUGCGGAGCUAUCGCCUGGGUUGCCAUCAUCAUCGUGCUUGGAAUUUGUGGCGUAGGAAAUCUGAUUCUGAAGUUGAGAAGUGCAAAGGUUUUUCCAUAUAAUGGGAAGUCCGACAAUAUUCAGAUGAAAGAGGUGAAGAAAUGAUGAUGACAGAUAAUGUUCAGUAAUUUACAAACUGCUGCGACAUGGUCAAACAAAUGACCCGUGUCUAGGCUACAUUGACCCGUGUCUAGACUACAUUAAUGCAUUCGGUGAAUUGAAUUAUAAUUGUUGUGAUGUUGUUUUUAGAAUAAAUGAAUUAUUCUAGCUAUUGAUAAUAUUAGAAUAUUGGUUUUUCAUUUACCAUAAUAAUUUUUCGUUCUUAUAAUGGGCUCUGGUUUGAGAAUAUGCUGUGAGAGACUUGUGUACAUGUACUAUAUAUAUUAUAAACAUGCAUUUUUAAGUCUAACUAUGACAUUAUUUCGAUCUUAUGACUGAGGUGGACUUGUAAGAACGAGUUUGCAUACAUGCACAUAAAAUGUAAAUCGUUUAAGUUGUAGGUUAUAUUUUUUCAUUAGGAAUAUUUCAUUUGUAUUUCAAGCCAUGCAAAAACGCACCGAUACUUUUGCUAUCGUUGCUUCGUGGCUUAAUGUAAUUUAUUGCUUUAUUUAUUUGAUAUAUAUGUAUUUUUAUAGCUACAACUUAUACUUGUGUGAUGUUUAUCUGUUUACUUCGUCACCUGUAUGGCUAUCUGUGUAUGUUUGUGGUACGCCAAUAAACUGAAACUAAACUGAA